Molecule: messenger RNA, 915 nt
Organism: Schistocerca serialis cubense
Lineage: Eukaryota; Metazoa; Arthropoda; Insecta; Orthoptera; Acrididae
Product: transmembrane protein 203-like
Exons: 4
Coding region: 261-677 (138 amino acids)
Biological process (GO): tRNA 5'-leader removal; intracellular calcium ion homeostasis
Cellular component (GO): ribonuclease MRP complex; nucleolar ribonuclease P complex; nucleus
Molecular function (GO): nucleic acid binding
Source: RefSeq, a predicted model, not a curated record
GAGAGUGGUGAGCCAGAAAUUGUAAUUCACGGUCUGGGCGCAGCCGUUACCAGAGCUGUCAACCUCGCACUUCAGCUUAAGGAGAAGUUCCUUGGGACGGUUGAACUUUCUGUAAAUACCUCAACAGUGGAUAUCAUUGAUGACCUGGAACCGUUGGAGGACCACGCUGAGUACGAAACAAAUACUCGUCAAAAUUCUUCAGUUCACAUUCGUGUGUUUCGGAUAGCUUUAAGUGGUGCUAACACAUAAACAGAGAAGUGAUGUUCUUCUCAUUGAAUGAAUUAGUUCGUUGGCUAGGACUUACGAUUUUUGAGUUAUGGAUACAGUUGAAUGCUGUGUUAGUCUUUUCAUUGUUGCUAGCUCUGCACAUUGACCGUACUCUGCAAUGUUCAUGGUGGAUUGUCUUCUCACCUUUGUUUACUGCAGAUGCCCUCAACGCAUAUUUUUGUACAAUUGUCUUCAUACGCAUGUACCUGGAAGGAAUGUAUAAGGCAGCAUUAAUGCGCGCGACAUGGAGCCUAACACUACUGCUUUUGCUGUUCGUGUUUAAAUUUUUACUAUGCAAAAAGCUGCAAAGCAUUGAUCAAGGAGGUGGCGGUCUAGAUUUCUCUGAAGUGCUGUCACCAAUCUUUAUUCUGCUACAGCUUGUAGCUGUACGGGCAUGCCAGUUACACUAAGUGUGAAUUUGGCAGGAGGAUAAAAGCCAUGGGACUGAUGAUCAACACAUUUCCAAUCCUAUGAGUUGCAGCCAAGUUUUGUUUGGACUGAUAUUUUUCAUGACAAAUAUUAAUACAUACCUUUUUGUAGACUGCUGCCUUUUAUAUAUUUAGACCCAAUAUUUUCAAGAUAAAUUAAUGCAAUGCAAAUAACUGGUACUUUGCUCCUCCCUUAGAUGUGAUUAUACUGAAACUUUUU